Ceutorhynchus assimilis (cabbage seed weevil) is the source of this 1277-nucleotide messenger RNA. Lineage: Eukaryota; Metazoa; Arthropoda; Insecta; Coleoptera; Curculionidae. The record is from the annotation of a GenBank genome assembly.
UCAUCGCAUGAUCAUGCUUAAGAUCAAAAGUACAAACGUUUGCAUUUUUUUGUAUUAAUUUAUAGUAACAGUAAAUUGAAAUAAAAUGGCAUUAAAAGGUAUUCGUGUAGUGGAAUUUGCUGGAUUAGCUCCAGCACCGUUUUGUGGCAUGGUUUUGGCAGAUUUCGGUGCGUCCGUCAUCAGGAUUGAUAAGUUAACGGGUAACGCCGAUUUGGAUGUUUUAAGCAACGGUAAACGAUCCCUAAGCCUAAACUUAAAAUCCCCAGAAGCCAUCAACAUCGUAAGAAACUUAAUCAAACACUCGGACGUCUCCAUUGAACCGUUCAGAGCAGGCGUCAUGGAAAAAUUAGGUUUAGGCCCUGAAAUCCUCAUGAAAGAUAAUCCACGAUUAAUAUACGCCCGACUGACCGGUUACGGCCAAUCGGGACCCUACGCGAAAUUAGCAGGCCACGACAUCAACUACUUAGCCCUUAGCGGAUUGUUAUCGUUAUUUGGAAGGAAAAACGAAAAUCCGAUAUUUCCAGUUAAUCUAGCGGCGGAUUUUGGUGGAGGUGGACUCAUAUGCGCACUAGGUAUACUAAUGGCUCUGUUUGAAAGGGAAAAAUCUGGAAGAGGCCAAAUAGUUGAAGCUAACAUGGUGCACGGAGUGUCCUAUUUAGGCAGCUUCCUAUACAGAUCGCAAACUUUGCCUGUUUGGGGCAACGAGCGCGGCGAAAACGUUCUAGAUUCAGGAGCCCCAUUUUACGAAGUUUACAAAACCAAAGACAAUAAGUACAUUUCUGUUGGUGCCCUAGAACCGCAAUUCUAUCAAGAACUGUUGCGCGGUUUGAAAAUAUCGGCAUCAGACGCGCCGCAAUUCGACUACGAGCAAAACAAAAAAUUAUUCGCCAAGAAAUUUUCGGAAAAAACCAGAUCGGAGUGGUGCCAGAUUUUCGAUGAAUUGGACGCCUGCGUCGCUCCGGUUUUGGAGUUGGACGAGGCUCCUUCGCACGCGCACAAUCGCAGCCAGAACAUAUUUCUGAAGAGCGAAGAAGUGCAUUGUCCGACGCCCGCCCCGAAUUUGCAUAGGACGCCGGCGAAAUCCACGUCGGUUUUAAAAAGGCCCAAAAUUGGCGAACACACUGUAGAUAUUUUGAGUGAGAUUGGAUAUGAAAGUGAUGAAAUUGAAAGGUUCAAGACUGACGGUGUUAUGAAUUAUGAAAAUAUAUCGAAGUUAUAACUAUUGAAGUAGUGUAAUGGUAAAAAAUAUAUUUUCAAUUGGUUUAUGGAACUUGGAA